GGCCUGAGGCAGCUAUCUACGGGAGAUCGCGGGACGCGUAAGAACAUUAUUCCGACCCCGCACUCUAUCUACAGGUGGAUAGGUAGCUAUCUCCCUGAGCUCAUCACCUUCAAUGACAACAGACGUGUCAAAGUGGCCUUUAUUCUUUACUUUCUCAAGAUUGAUGCCUCUUAUCUGCCCGCAAAGGUCAAGUUUUGCGAGUGGCUCUGUUACUUUUAUUCUAAUUUUACCUCAGAUUGGCAAGGCAAACCCCAUCCAAAAGACGUUAUGUAUUCUGUCCAUUUGGCCCGUGUCAUUAGGCAACAGUGA
Messenger RNA from Clonostachys rhizophaga, 309 nucleotides. Lineage: Eukaryota; Fungi; Ascomycota; Sordariomycetes; Hypocreales; Bionectriaceae. The record is from the annotation of a GenBank genome assembly.